This is a messenger RNA of Acanthaster planci (crown-of-thorns starfish), 7532 nucleotides long. RefSeq names its product transcription factor AP-4 (gene tfap4). Gene Ontology annotation, biological process: regulation of transcription by RNA polymerase II. Gene Ontology annotation, molecular function: DNA-binding transcription factor activity, RNA polymerase II-specific; catalytic activity; RNA polymerase II cis-regulatory region sequence-specific DNA binding. NCBI's taxonomy places the organism in Eukaryota, Metazoa, Echinodermata, Asteroidea, Valvatida, Acanthasteridae. Gene Ontology annotation, cellular component: nucleus. The record is from RefSeq and is a predicted model, not a curated record.
UUUGUAAUUUUUUCCUUUAGUUUUAUCUUGGUUGUGACACAUGCUUUUGUCAAUGGAUUUUUUUGUGUGUCUGUGAGCUGAAAACAAAUAUUACCUAAUUUAUGCAAAAGGGAUUUAUGCGAACUUAUCUCAAAAUACUAAUUAUUCGUUGUGGAAAUAGCAUAAAAAUGAGCGUGAUGACACAGGACCGACAAGUGACAUUGAUGACACAUACAUACUGCGGAAGCCUCGUCGGGGAGCUAAGCCGUCUUCAAAGACAAAUUUCCUCUAUUGGGAAAUCAAAAAUUACCCUCCAUGACAGUGCAAAUCUUGCAGUAACAUUUAGGGGUCAAAGAUUUUAUGACUACCACCCAGUGGGUUUUCCAAUACACUGGAAUAGCUAUACAAAAAACAAGGGUAGCAGGCUUGGCAUCCAAGUUGUACAACACGUGCAGGUAGUCUUCAACUUUCAAGCAUCACAAUUUGAAUGUUGACAGAACUUACCCAAAAUUUUCAUUAUCUUGCACCUUUUUUUCCCAAUGUACAAAAGGAAAGCGUUAGAUAUUGCAACAAAUUAGCCUCUGUUUACUCAUGCACAAUAAAAUUUGCACACAUGGGCCCAGGGUUAAUGAGAUUAUAAAGGCAUAAUCAGACUUUUUAAAUCAGAUUUUCAUCAGUGGCUUCAAGGGAUGACAAUAGACUUGAAUGUAACAGUUUUUUUAUUCAAGAAAUCAAAGUGUUAAUUAAUUAAAGCCACAUUUCACACAAAAUAUAUGUUGAUUUUCAUUCCUGUUACAUGCCAAAAAUUACUGCGUGAGAUCUCCAGCCCUGAUAUUUUUGUAACUAUUUUUGGGUGGCAGUAGGUGGUAUGCAUUUGAGAAAAAAAAAAUCUGAAAUCAGCUGUUACCAUAAAAAGCCCAUAAAAAGAGAUUUAAAGAACACCCAGAUUACCCAGACACAAUACAGUGUACUUUUCUUGCAUGGUGUAGUCUACAUGCUUAAGACAUGUUACAUCCAACAACAAAGCCGUUGGCACUCAGCCAAGUCUGGCACCGUGCCAAGUCACUGCUGUGUGGACGAUUCCAAUGGUUCAGUCCUAGAGGGGUUUUUUAUUUAGCCACAAUCAUUUGCCCGGCUGUUCGUUACAUACAAUGUUGGUAAAUGUCGAAAUGUAAUGAUAAAUUGCAUGUUGUUUCAUCUAAAUCAUAUCCACCUAAAACCUGCUGUGCAAGAUAAUGUGUGUUUUGCUUGUUACAUGUACAUGUUUAUUAUAUAAGAUAUGCAACGCUGUUUUAAUUUUGGAGUCGUUUGUUUUAUUGGGUUUUUUUUUUAGAUGUCAAAGCUGUCCAUUUUUUAAUGCAUUUGAAAAUUUUGGACAGCAGGUUAAAAUUUGCAGUUGGUUGUGAGAAAUCCAAAACUUGCAGGAGGAUAGUCAAUUUCAACAUGGCUUAUUAGGUUGGUUGCCCUUGUGGAAGGUUUUAAAGGAUGGACAUUGGUGAAACUGUUGAUGAGAAGUUUCAGGGAUUUUCAAAGAGUCAGGAAUUUGGGGAAUUUGUGAAAUCUCUUUCAGUUUUCCCUAAACAAAGUUUGAUGCUUGUUAAAGCAGAAGAGAAUUUGCAUGUUUUUAGAUGUCACAGAUUUUACAUGGCUUAAGUGUCAGAAUAUAUGGUACUUAUAAGCCAGGCAAUUUGCAGCUUACAAGGGUCUUGGGAUCUAUUAUUUUCUGUCAAAGUUUCAAGUAGAAAUUGAGAGCAAAUGCAUCUUUCUUUCUUUUUUCACAUUCAUUACAAUUCGUCUUUGAAACAAAGUGUAAAGCAAUCAGUCUUAUAUUGUGAAAUUUUUUCUCAUCCAAGAUCAACCAAACUUUUUAUCUUAAUGAAAAUUCACAUUCAAAUUGAAAGUUUCCAGUCAGUUUCCAGAAAUCUCCCUAAGAUUUUUGCACUCCUUCAAGAAAUUCACUACAUUCAGAAUUCUCCAGAAUUACCUAGUAUACUGCUGUGAACAUUUACUGGAAGAUGGUGAUUUUGAAUCCAAUAUGAAUCUGGACAUUUAGACAUCAGUCAUUAAACUGGUCUGAGUUUUUAUGUGUCGAGUGAAUUUUUUUCACUUGCUCAGAAUGCACACACCUUGUUUGGACUACUCUGUCGCAGCGAUACACUAUCAUUAUUUUACUUUUGAUGACCGAGAUUUCCAACCGUACAUGUAUGUAAUUUGGCCCAUAACGUGUCACUUUUGUUUUAGCAAAUGAGGUACACAAAAAUGGUUGGAAUAUGUUUUAUGUAUAGCAAUUAUGUUAGCCCCUGCAGGUGCCAGUGUACUUUCAGUUUGCUGUUUCAGGAAACGCGUUGUUCACGCAUGACCCAUGGGAUAUGCUGCACCGUUGUUUUCCGCUUGCAAGGCUUGUCCCAGGUUUCAUGCUAUAGGGAUUUGCUUUUUUGAACGGGAACUUAUACUUCCUCCAACUCCUGUCGUAGGCUUCAAAAAUUUAAUGGUUGGGGUAUCAAAAGUGAAACUCGGGCGAGGAAUCACGUGUGCAUAUGAGUGUAAAUUCUCUCCCCCCCCCCCGCAAAUACCAGGUUUAUCUCUGUUGUGCGAAAGCGUUUGUUUUGAAGUAUUCUUUAAUUGAUCAUGUCAUUUUUCUACAUGCAGUUAUUUCAGUAUUUUCAUACUGAGCUCAUUUGUCAGAUUUGAGUCACCUUUAAAAAUCAACUAGUACAUGUACAUGUACAAGUUUUACUUGGCAUGUACUCACCAUCUUCGUUUUCAUUUUGAAUGUUUGCAUUGAGGAAUUUUUGGUUCCACUCAUCUGUUGAGUGAAGAGAGUCCGCUUCGGAAAAGACAAAUUGUUUGUCUUUUCACUAAUUUAUGCAGAAGAGAGAAGAUUAACUCCUUCUUGGAGAUAGAUUGUGAAAAAAAACAGCUGUCUUGUGCAGAAAUAGUUAUGGCAUUACCUUGUCUCUUUGCCACCCCUUUUCACAAAGUGGUAUGGCCUGAUGAAUUAGUAAUUACAUGUAGUUGAGUUGGAAGCAGGUGUUAGGGGGUCUAGCAUACAUGUACACAGGAGUGGGUGAGGAGUUGACUAAACUCAGCUGAUGGUUCUUCCUUGUACUGUACAUGUAAAUUAUGAACAAUGACGCAAAAUUGCAGUUUAAAAAACAAGUAUUCAUUUAGCUGAAUAUCCAUUUAUUAUUGUUCUUACUAGUUUUGAUGGUAUUUAUAUGUUUUCUGCCCACCAUCUCCAAACAUUUUAUAAGUGCAGUCAAAUGUGCUGGUACUUAAUGUACAUUUGGGCAUGGUGUACAUAAGUGUUGCACUUCACAUUUACAUAUUAAGUUGACUUUUUAGCAACAAAAUGUGAAUUGAAAAAAAAAAAAUGAAUUAACCCUUCCAAAAUUCUGCACGUCUCAAGUUUCUAACCUCCCUCCCCGAAAAAUGAAACGGCUUUGCCAUUACAGCAUCCAGUGACCUUUCAGGUUUUAAUCAGAGAGCACACUGAUACUAGUGAUAGAAUGAAGCGAUGAUAUAAAAUGCCACAUGAUUCAUAACCAGCAGGCCGUGGUAGGCCUUCUUUGGAUGCCUGCAAAUACCCUGCAGCACUAACAUACAUGUACAUGUAUGUACCUAUGUCAUCUUGAGCAAUUAAGGGUGGCUGGCCAAGUGGGCUUUGGAUCUCAUGCCUGGCACUAUCCACAUUUCACCACCUGUCAUGUGGUUUGAUUGAUGUAGACAAAAUGAGGGCGAAAGAGGUUUAUUUUGCUGUCCAUUUUCAUGAAUAAAUUUUUAAACUCAUUAACAUGCAAGGCUUAUUCUUCACAGGCUUUUAAAAACAUUUUCAUUGUAUGCAGAUGUGAAUUUACAUGGGGGCCUACAUCUUGCAGUAAAUCCUGAAAUCAUUAGAAUGUACAUAUGAAAUAAACUUGCUAUUUAUCCUUUCAUUAUUACGUACGAUUGGGUCAGGUUAUCAGAUUUCGAAUGUGGACGAAAAUUAAAUAAUCUGUCUGAAACUCAAAACUUAUUCACAUUUUUGAAAAAUAGGUGUUAUUGUUCAAAUAUGUUGUAGCUGAAGUUGAUUAAAAUUAUUUGUGUAUGUGGUAGCUUCAGGCAGAAUGUAUUGUCUAAAAACAGCCAAAAUGACGGUAGUAACUAGACAAAGCAGUGCUCGCGCAAAAACAGGAGGAGGCAGGUGCAAGAAGUGAGUAUUGAUUUUCAUCUGAAGGCGAGAGUACCCUCUUUAGACACGUGGUGGCUUCCGGAAAAGAUGCAGCAGGCUUAGCUGAAUGAUGUGUGGUUAUGAAAUAAUGGGUUGUGGGAACAAUAGAGGAAACUGGGAUUGAGCCCAAUGGAGAGCAUCUCAUGGUGAGGAAGUCACUGCUUAAUUGAUAGGACAGACGGAUUUGAGGUAAAACCCCCUUGGCGGUUUUUGUGGCCUGGCUGAUCAGUUGAAGGAGCUGACAACCGCAAAUGGUGAAUUGCCACUAAUCAGCUGCUUGAAAUUCUUGGGCAAUUGCUCAUUUUAUUUUGUUGGUGCAUGCUCCACACAAAUACAUGCAACUUCAAGUAGAGGUGUUUGGUAAAAACCGUGUAACUGAAUACAUGUACAUUAUAUUCAGGUAGGGCACCUUUCUGAAUUAAAUCUGUUUUAAAGAAAUAAGAAGUUGGAAUAGUUCAGUAUCGAUAUUCAUUAUAACAUGAAGAGAUGGAAAUCAAGACUCCACAGAAACGGUUGAAAUAAUGAAGUUGAACAGAGCCAGUCAAAUAGUUAGUUUUGAUUUUUAAAAAAAGGGGCAGUAGGCUAAGAAAAAUUCCUGCCAGGUAAGUUGAGAAAAGGGUUAACUUGAAAGUUUAAAAAAAAAUAGAAAAAAAUAGUAAAUUCUACAACUUGGUGUCAUGUGUUACAAAUCCUGGGAGUCAGACUCCAUAUUUAAAGAAGAUUAUUUACCUGUAGUGCAAUUUGGUAUCAGAAAUAAAAUCAAAGCGGAAGUAGGCCACUCAGCGGUUGAUAGCGUGUAGUUUACCUACACAGAGAUAACUGAAGCCCAGCUGGGCUGGGUCACAAAGGUUAUGUUGUGGUGGAGAUGUGUAUUGUCAUUCCCUGUGAGAAAUUUUCCAGUGUACAGGUUUAAUUGGGUGCGUGGGCGUGUGAGCUGCAUGUAGGUAAACAUGCAGAGGGAUUGCCUUAUCUGAGCUUAAACUAGAAAUGAAUGUAAAGCUAGGGCAUUUAAAUAGUCCGCAUCAGGCCCAAUAAAAGUGUCUAGUUUCUGCUCAUUGGUUAACUGUAAAAUUGCUGUGGUGCGACACAUUUUUAUUUCUUUUUGGGGAAAAGGACUUCAUUUUACUUUUUUUCUUUUGUGUAUGUAGCCAAAACAGUAACACUGGCAACAAAGGCAAGACUUGCUGACAACAGUCAGUCUUUCUGUUUUUGUCUGGAAGCAAUAUAGAUCUUGUUAGCAUGUCAAUGGCCUUGGAACCUGUGGCACAGGGGACAGCCAUUUAAAUAGCUCUCAUGAUAAGGUGCUACACCCGCAUGUACAUAUGUUCAUUCUGUGUGCGCAGCAAGCAUUGAGAACAAGGCCUGCCAGGUGUUCUCCAAACAGUCAGAAGGAGCAGGAGAAACGUAUCCGGCGGGAAAUUGCCAACAGCAACGAGAGACGCCGCAUGCAGAGUAUUAACUCCGGCUUCCAGUCACUUCGCACACUCCUGCCAAACCACGAUGGUGAAAAACUUAGCAAGGCAGCCAUUUUGCAGCAGACAUCAGAUUUCAUCUACCGCCUGGAGCAAGAGAAGACCCAGCUGCUCAACCAGGUGAUACACUUCAAGCGCAUCAUGCGCAAGUAUGAGCGGGAGGACCCGGACUCACCCUCACCCAAGCGGCGGAAGCGCCAAGACAGCAUGACGGAUGAGGGCAUUGGCAGUCCUGAGAACUUUGAAGACACAAAUAUUGACGAAUUGAAACGAGAGCUGGUUGAUCUACGUUGCCAGCUGGACAGAGAGAGGCGGUAUCGCAUGCUUUUGGAGGAACAGAACAGGUCCCUGGAGUCACAGCUGUACCCAGAGAAACUCAAGGAGUUGGCCCAGCAGAUUAAACUCCAAGAGCAGAGGGCCUAUGAAGAAAGGAAGAUCCUGGAGCAGGCACCACCUGCACCACGUCCGGUCAUCAUGCAGUACCAAAUCCCCCCUCCACAGACCCACAUCAUCAGCCCCGCUACCACGCUGACCACGUCGCGGCAAAACCUGGAGACCAUCGUGCAGGCCAUCCGGCACCUGGAAGGUGAGAAGACCACUCCAGGCAACACGCCCCAGCAGACACCCAGCCACACGCCCACCCCGGAGGACGAGGCCCGGAAGGUGAGGGAAGACGAAGAGACGCUAAGUGGCGACGAAGAUGUGUAUCGGAAAGAGCACAGUGAGCGCUCGGUAAUCGUGACUGAUUCGGAGACCAUCCGCAACGUCAGUAACAGAGUAACUGUUGAACUUCUCCACCCAAUUGACAGGCUCAAGACACGUCCGAGCAUCAUCGUUUCAUGAGAGUCGUUUGUGCAUUGAUAUUUAUUCCUAACAUUAGCCCAUAUACUAACAGCUUAAAUAGCAUGCUAGUCAACUUAGUCUCCAAUGUUACUGUAUACUGUAGUUGAUAUUUAUUGAUACAUACUGUCUAGUUAAGGCUCAUUGUGUAGAUUCAAAGUAGAGAACAUGUAGGUAUGUAAAGUGAUUUUUCUGUAGUUUACCCCUGGGUGAUAUUGCUGAUGAUACACGCGUAUGUGCUUGUUUGUGAAUUUGUCUUGUCAGUGACGUGCUUUGGUCAUUGUCUUGUUGCUGAGUAUAACUUUAUCUCCUCAUGCCAUUUUGAACUUCAAUCUGACCAAAUAAUGUGUUGAAUCAUAUUGGCAGUGAUGGUAGCUGGUACAUUUCAAGGUUUCUGAUCGGUUCUUCUGCGCAUGUGAGGGUGUUGAUUGGCUAGCAUUUUGGUUGUUUCACAAGCAGAAUAUGUGCUAGCUUGAUAAGUUCAGUCUUUGCAUCCACACAGAUACUUGAUUCAUAAAUAUGCUGCCUCUGCAGUCACUUAUUGACCUCGUUCCUGGACCAGAUCCCAAAGUGAGUCACAAAUAAGAAUGUUCAUACUAGGAAGGAUGAUUUGACUUAGUCACAACUCCGUCUGGUACCUGUCUGGCAAGGGAGGGAGGGGGCACGGGGACAUGAGGAUACCGUUUGGCACGGUGUCAGUACAAGUUACAAAAAAGUUGGAAGCCAAGUCAUGCCAAGAUGGGAUUGCGGAUGUGAUACAACGGUGAUGCAGCAAUAGUGGAAGUAGGUGUCUGGAAAGCACCCAGGGCACAAGUCAAAACCUGUUAGGUCCAAAGUGUGCAAGUGUUUGGCUGGCCUGCAUUUCUUUUGCCGUGUCAAAAAGUCUAAAACUCUGCAAAAAUAUGACUCAAUUUGCAUCGGCAGACCGGGGCUUGGACAAACAGACAGGACUGUGGGCUUGAUCUUUUCGCUGGACACAUAAUGGCAAACACAAGGCUCUAAUGUCAAUAAACCAACACAUGUUGAACGAA